AUGAUGAACUGUGCCGGGAACUCGAGCGCAGGAAGCCACUACCAAUUUAUCGAUCUCACCGACGCCGGAGAGCGCGAUGCUGCCACAUUGAGGGGCCUCCUGUUUCCACUUUCACCUUCCGUCGGGGCAGCAGCAGGAACGGAUGCGGCCGUCGGUGUCGAUGAUAGUGUCGCGGCCGUUGAAGGCGGUGGCAGAAAAGCUGCGGCCAGUGUUGCCAUGGAGUGUGCUUCCGGAGUGAUGCCAUUGUCAAGCGACCGUCACCAACGGCGGGACCCUCGAGCCAAGAUGGCCCCGGUAGUAGUUGGAGAGGACAUCAUCGUCAAUCCGCCGAUCCCGCUAAUCGCUACCCGCCAUCCCCCCGUAGCGCUCAAUCCCAAUGCGCAGGUGUUUGAUCCAAUGAUGAUGAUGAUGAUCUUGCCAAACGUUGAACCGACCAAUGGCGGCGGCGGCGGCGGCAGCGGCAGCAGCGGUGUCCAUCGAGAAUCGAACGCGCUGUUGGCAGAUCAGCCAGAAGGCUCGCUCAAUCGAGGAGGGCGGUUGAUGAUUGUUCCCGUUGGCGGUGGCCCCAAGCCGGGCGCGGCAUUCGUUUCAUCCAGCAGUCCCCCGGCCGGACUGGUUCCGGUGAUGCUGCCAUCCAUCGAGCGGCCAGCGCUGGUGUUGGAUCAGCCGUACCCGCCAGCGGAACCACCGGUACCGGUGCCCCUCGGCGUCGGUGGAUUCGUCACCGUAGCAAAGCCGCCGGCCAUAGGCAGCAUGCAUCUUGAGCAUCAUGCACCACCACCCUCCUACUUCCAGCCAGCCUUAGCCAACACCGUCACCUCCACAGCACCAGCAACGCUGCCGGCCCUCGUGAACGAAGCUGCCGCCAACAGUAGUGCGUUCGUCGUCGACCCGGCGCGGUUGCUGGAACGCGGAGAACCGUGGAUCGGUUGCUCGGUGCCUACGAAGUCGAGCGGAGGAGAAGAGGUUGCUUCACGGACUGCCAACGUCGUGACAGCAGCAGCGACUAUGCCUCCGCACACUAACAAUCCGCACCACCUUCAGCAGCAGCAGCAGCAACAACAGCAGCAGCAGCAGCAGCAGCAGCAGCAACAGCAGCAGCAGCAGCAACAGCAGCAGCCGCAACCGCAACAACAAACGCACAAUGUAGUGGUCCCUAAUGGUCGAGGUGGUAGUGGUGGAACCGACGGAAGACCCCCUGUCGGCGGAAACGAUGGAGGCGGACGAAAUUCCGACCGCGAUAACGCUAAUCAGCUACAGCUGAGCGUAUCCGCUUCGAACCAUCAACAGCAAGUGAUGCCGCACGUUUAUACGGCCUCGAUUCCGACCUCGGCUUACAUGCAGCCCGGACCGCACGGGAUGUACCCGGUGCAGAUGCUCCCCCAAUCCGUGCCAAACAAUGUGUACGUGAGCAAUCUGACGGCGAAUGUGAACGUGCACGGGUACAUGAGCCACGCGAUUUCCCCGUACCAUCUGACGACGGGCACGCCGGCCUACCUGCCGGCGGAUGUGGGCGCUGGGGGACAGGAUAUUCAGCUGAUGCAACAGGCGCCCAUGUCGAUGCCGCCGACCCGCGGAGCCACGCGUCGCGGUGGCCGAAACAAUCGCGGGGGCAACAAUUCGCGCUCCCGUGGUGGUUACGUGCCGCACUAUAUCCACCAACAGCAGCAACAGCACCAACACCACCAGCAGCAUCAGCCACAGGGAGGUAUGCUGCUUGCCCCGCAUCAUCAGGGUGGACCGGGCGGUCCCCAACAGCACUCGCAGCAACAGUCGCAGCAGCAACCGAACCAACAGGCAGGCGGCCAGCAGCAACAAACACCUCCAUCGUCUUCGGGCGGAGCGGGAGGUCCCUCGCAGCAGCAGCAACAGCAGCAGCAGCAGCAAGGUCCACAUCCGCCCCCUCAGCACACUCCCGAGCUUAUGCACCUGGAUGCCUCGAUGAUGGGAGGAGCUGGACAAUUCGGAGGCUUCGGAACGUACUACAUCCCGGUGAUGUCUUCGCCGCACGCCGCUGCACAGCAUGCGGCUGGAACGCCACUCUUCAUGACCACCGCGGCGCCGCACAUGCCGAUGUACUACAACCCGUCGAUACACGGCUAUCCGCCGGGCAUGAUGUACCAUGUCGUUCAGCCCGAUUACUCUUUGUACGAUGACAAGGGAGAGGAGCAGCAACAGCCGCACAGUGGGGUUGGCCAGGGAGGCCACGACGACGGUGGUAUGCAUGGAGGUCCGACUGGACCUCCGCCCAUGUGGGUCCCGCCACCGAUGGCACUGGAGUACCACCCGGAGGGGGUCGAAUAUCUCUCCUCAAACGAGGACGAUGGAGGCAACGGAGCUCCUGGUGGCGGUAUGAUGCAGACUGGACCACCUAUGCCAGCGCAAGUGAUGCAACCGCCGCCCCCGAUGGCCCACCAUCACGUGCUGGAUCCGAACGUGCCCGGAUUCACGAUGCAGAUGGCGGCACCGACACCGGUCCGAAUGCAGUCGCCGGAUGAGUACAUGAACCUUCAGGGACCGCCUCAGUCGCAGUCCGCCGCCUCCGGUGGUAUCGUUGUGUCGGCUGAAGAGUACAAUGCGCUCAACAACAACUCCAUCAUCCCGGCCAUCGCGGGAAAUACUUCGAAUGCCGUGACCAUGCACUCACCAAGCAUGGUCAGCAGCUCCACCUUGCCACCGCACUCGGUCGUUCCAGGAGAGAUGGUGAUCGGCGGGGCAGGCUACAUACUGGGCCCACCGCACCAGCAGCAGGAGCUUGUUGGUGGUGGUGGCGGUGGUCAGCAGCAAUCGCUUGAAGCGGAUGUUCUGGUUGAUCAGCAGCAGCAUAUCGAACAGCACCAGCUCGAGGGUGGUCCGUUGAAUAAUAAUUUCAUCGUGGACCAUCAGUACAUUCACUCGCAUCCACCGCCCCAUCUGGGACCGGCCGUGGUCCCACACCAUGUCCCUCAGCCUCUGCAUCCACAACACCAUCGAACACCGCACGGAGUUGCCUUGAACUUAACGGAACCACCACCAUCCGCCCUCAGUCAGCCGCCGUUCGCUCAUCACGCAGCCGAACUCCAUCCGGAGCUGUUGCAGUCGAAAGCGGCGUGCGGUACUAGUGGCCCGAUGGCUCUAAUGGUGGAAGGAGAUAGAAGCGACACCAACAACAACAACCACUCCCCGAAGCUGGUCGAUGCGGUAGUAAUGACCAAUUCCUCCCCGGCUUCGAUUGUAAAUAUCAACAGCAACAAUACGACAACUGCACCGCCGCCGCCGCCGCACCAUCAACCAUUACAUCACCCGCCGCAGCAACAGCACCAAAAACCGUCGACGGAUGCAAUCGGCAAUAGCAGCGUGCUCGAAAAACAGCAACACGUAGCCAACGCCCCUAAGCAGCUGCAACAGCAGCCACCGCAUUCGAUUGUGCCAAACCACAGGACGCCUCCGCCGCACCAAGGAUUCCAUCAGGGCCCACCGCCUCCAACGCAGCAGAAGCAACACAUCAGCGGGUACGCGGAUGUGACGAAAGGAACUCAGGAGCGUAUGGAAAAGCUUUCGUUGAAAGAUGAUCGCCGUCCUCCGGCUGCGUCUGGCGCUGUUGUGCAGCGCCAAAGUGGUCCACAAGGUCUCCCAACACCGAACGCCUGGGGUACCACCACUGGAACUACCGGUGUCGGUACUGGGACCGGCCCGAAGAAGAACACAGCGUCCGUGUCAGUGUCGGCCAUACCGAAUAAGGAGUUCCCGGUACAUCCGGUAUUUCCGGUGCACCCGGCGGCAGGUGCGCCACCGUCCGCUUCCAUUGCCACGAUGGGGACGACGGUGGUUCCGAAGCAGCCACAGUCGAUGGGUCAACAGUCUUCCUCUGCCGCGAACGUCGGUCACCAGAAAUCGUACGGACCCGGAGCUAACGAUGCCCAUAGCCAACGGCAUUCGAACGCCGUUAGUGGGGUUCAUGGUACCGGAGGAGUAGCCCCGAACGUAGGACCGCCCGGAGGUACGGUGAUGGGCGGCGGGACUACACCUGCGGCCUCGGCCCCACUGAUGGAAUCCAAAAAGGUCGAAGCCAUUCCACAGCGUACGGUGUCGACGACUGCCGCACUUGCGGGUAACAGUGGCGUGAUCGCCGCUGUGGAAAGCAGCAGUAGUAGCGUUGGCAAAGCUCACCAUCCGCAACAGCCACACCAGCAGCAUCAGCAGCAUCAGCAGCAGCAGCAGCAGCAACACACGGUAACUAAGUCAGCGGACAAACCAGCGGUUGCCAUUAACCACCCACUAAACAUACCGCCCCCCGAUCAUCAUCCACUAAACAUUCCACCACCAAUCAUUGUGCCCCCGCCACAGAUACCUCCCGGUGGAGCGCCACCUCAGCAGAACAAAACCUGGGCCAGUCUGUUCAAUUCCUCUUCCUCAUCCUCGACAUCAUCUUCGUCAUCGGCCACACCGUCGUCGUCCAUGGUACCGUCGUCGACGGCGACCCCAAACAUGCAUCCUGCGACGUCCGCACCGGCUACGACCACCACCGGAGCACUAGCCGUACCUUCGCCACUGUCCGCUGCAGUUGCGGCCCCGCAUCACCAGCAUUCGACGCCAGCCGGUGCUGCUGGCACGGUAACACCAGCCCACCACCAGCACCAUCAGUCCAAUGUCGCUGCCACUGCUCCACCGUCGGUUGCAGCCCAACCGCCGCCGCAGCCACAGCCGGCGCAGGUCAAUUUUGCACCUCCAGUCACACGAGCGCCUCAACCAGCCAUUGUCGGACCACCGAGCGUAGCCGCGGUGGUUGCGACAAACGGCACUGAUUCUAACGCCACAUCCGGCAGCGCCACCACCAGUAGCAGCAAUACCAGCACUAACACCGUAGUAGGUACCAAAACUCCGUCCAACGAUGGCACCACCGGGAGUGCGAAGAGGCCGGUUGCGAAGGUACAGCCGUACGAAAGAAACCACAUGACACCCGGAACCGGAGCCAUGUCGUACUCUUCCGCCGCUGCCUCCACUCCCGGGGUAGCAACAAGUGCCUCGUCAAACGUUACAGGAAAGGCUGGUAAUGCUAAUAAGACCCCAGGAGGAGUAGCUGGUUCAGGAGGAGGUGGCACAAAAGGAGGCUCGAGUGCUUCUGCGACCGAUCAGAAGGAUGAAUUUUCUCUCAAAUUUGGAGAGUUCCUCAGCAGUUACCACUUCGAAAACAGUAGCAUCAGCAUUGUGCCACGGGGGCUGAUAAAUCGAUCCAACUACUGCUACAUCAACACCAUCCUGCAGGCGCUGGUGGCCUGCCCACCGUUCUACCAUCUGAUGCGCACAAUCCGCUCGCUGCCCGCGGCCAAGAACGCCAAGCAUCCGAAACCGUUUAUCGAUGCCAUGUGCUCGCUGGUGGGUGAAUUCUCGCAGCUACCGAUGCGCUCGAAGAUGUCGCGCGAAAAGGGCAAAAAAGAUGACACACCGGACAUAGCGGUUGACACACCGUUCGAGCCGGUCGUAAUCCACAAGAUCCUGAACGGUGUGCGGUCGGACAUUUUCCAGAUCGAGGGUCGGCAGGAGGAUGCGGAAGAGUUUCUCGGCUGCGUGCUGAACCGUCUGAACGAUGAAAUGAUCGAGUUCAUGAAGCUAAACAAAACUGACCAGGGUGGCGUGAAUGGAGAAGAGCCGACGAAUGGCGAGGUGCACGGUGAAGAAGACGAUGAUUGGAUGGUGAUCUGUGGCAAUCGGAACAAGGGAACGAUAACGCGCACGACGGACUUUGGGCGCUCUCCUAUUAGCGAUAUAUUUGGCGGAAAGCUUCGUUCGCGUGUACAGCGCGACGGCGUGCCACCGACCUACAACAUUCAGCCGUUCUUCACGCUUCAGCUGGACAUCGAGAAAGCGGCCUCCGUGAAGGAAGCGCUGGAGCAGCUGGUAGGCAGGGACGAACUGGAAGGUGUGACAUGCACCAAAACGAAGCAGGAAGUGGCCGCCUGGCAGCAGGUUACGCUGGAGGAGCUUCCGGUUGUGCUGAUCCUGCACCUAAAGUGCUUCGAUUACAAGAUGGACGGAUGCACCAAAAUAUUGAAGACGCUGGACUUCCCGAUCGAGUUGAAAAUCGAUUCAAAAUUGCUGUCCUCGAAGGGGAAGAGCUACUCCGCCAAGCAGAAGCAGUAUAAACUGUUUUCCGUAGUGUACCACGACGGAAAGGAAGCAUCGAAGGGGCACUACAUCACCGAUGUGUUCCACGGUGGGUACGGCAGCUGGAUCCGCUACGACGACAGUUCCGUCAAACCGGUCACCGAGUACAAUGUGCUCCGACCGCGCGCACCUCGUGUACCUUACCUGUUGUACUACCGACGGAUGGACACACACUAUCAUGGUUCGAGCAGCGACAGUGGAAGCACUUACCAUCACCGUGGUAGCGGCAGUGUUGGUGGCGAUGGUGGCGGUGGCCGUGGCGGAGGAGGAGGCGGCGGUGGUGGUGGCGGUGGUGAUAGUGGUGGCGGCGGCGGCGGCGGCGGUAGUGGCCGCAGUGGUUCGUAUCAUUCGAGCAGCGGCGCCGAGAGGCACAACAAUGCGCACCAUCAUCACAACAACGAUCAUGGCAGAGGUGGUUACGGUGGUGGACCGUAUUACGGCAACAGUGGCAACAGUGGAUACGGACACACCAACAGUGGCCAGUAUGGCAAUGCGAAGUGA
Messenger RNA from Anopheles cruzii, 6645 nucleotides. RefSeq names its product trithorax group protein osa (gene Usp10). Gene Ontology annotation, cellular component: cytosol; nucleus. Bases 1 to 6645 code for a protein of 2214 amino acids. The transcript has 11 exons. NCBI's taxonomy places the organism in Eukaryota, Metazoa, Arthropoda, Insecta, Diptera, Culicidae. The record is from RefSeq and is a predicted model, not a curated record. Gene Ontology annotation, molecular function: cysteine-type deubiquitinase activity; cysteine-type endopeptidase activity. Gene Ontology annotation, biological process: protein deubiquitination; regulation of autophagy; DNA damage response, signal transduction by p53 class mediator.